Molecule: messenger RNA, 2183 nt
Organism: Elaeis guineensis (African oil palm)
Lineage: Eukaryota; Viridiplantae; Streptophyta; Magnoliopsida; Arecales; Arecaceae
Source: RefSeq, a predicted model, not a curated record
UUGUUCCACAAAAUUUAGCAUCCAUCACCAACCAUACCUUGAGGUGAGAAUUGAGCUUUCCCACCCCGUUGUGGUCCCUAAAGCCUAACUUUUCUAUGCUUUCACUAAAGCUCAUCUUUUUUAUCCAAAGUUCAGAACCAGUUUCUCGCCAAACUACAUCUUAUUAUGGUGAUUUCUUAAGCUGUUCAACACCCAGAAGUAGUAUAUGCCAUGCUCAGUCUCCACCAUGAUAAAAACUCCCUAAUUCCUCACAAUAAGAACUCCAACCUUCCACUCCUGAUCCAUUUUCCAUGGCAAACAGUGUCUCUGCUGCACCACAAACCAAGGUAUUCCAUUUCUUUCUCUCCUUAUUGUUUCUGCUGCUGAUUCUCUUCUAUCUUUCAACUCGGCUCUACCCUUCAUCUCCCCUUCAUCGACCAACAAAGAUCAUCUCUCCUGAAGAUCUUGAUGAAGGAUGCAAUGGCCUCCACAGAUAUGAAAGCUCUGAGGCAAAGUGCACCUACUUGACAUCCACAGCCCGAUGUGAUCCCCAAGGAUACAUGAAUUACCUCUACUUCUUCUACUGCGUUUGUGGCAAUUAUCCAGCUCUCGGUUACAUCCUGCUGCUCAUGUGGCUUAUCUUGCUAUUCUACCUUCUGGGCAACACAGCUGCCCAUUAUUUCUGCUCAAAUUUAGAGGGCAUAACAAGACUGCUGAAGCUAUCCCCCACCAUUGCUGGAGUUACACUUCUUGCCUUGGGGAAUGGUGCCCCUGAUAUUUUCUCUAGCAUUGUCUCCUUCAUGGAUCCGGACACCAAUGUUGUUGGCCUGAACAGCAUCUUGGGUGCUGCUUUCUUUGUGUCAUGUGUGGUUGUAGGAACCAUAAGCAUCUGUGUCGGCCGUCGCGAGAUCAUCAUCGACAAGUUGAGCUUCAUCAGAGACCUAGGCUUCCUCCUCUUUGUUCUUUUGGUUCUGCUAAUGAUCAUUAUAAUUGGGAACAUCAAUGUGUUUUGUGCACUGGCUUUCACUUCACUCUAUUUGGUUUAUGUGCUCGUUGUUUCUAUUGGACAUUUCUUUUGGAAGGAGGACGAAAAGAAGGGUCUAAUUGAUGUAUGUCCUCCAUCGUGCAGCGCAAAAGCCUUUUCAUUCCAAGCAACAGAGCAUGGUGACUUGGAGACUUCUCUUUUAAAUAGCAUGGCAGAAAUGGAUGAAUCAAUCGAAGGCCGACGGGCUGAUGAACCAAAUUCUAUCAAGAGCUAUUUCAAGAUCACUUCAUCAACUUCCUCUUGCUUUCACAAAAUUCUGUACCUUUUAGAUCUACCUCUGUAUCUUCCUCGGAGAUUGACCAUCCCCGAUGUUUCCGGCCAAAAAUGGUCGAAGCCAUAUGCAGUUGCUUCAGCAGCAUUUGCACCAGUUCUUUUGACAGUCAUCUGGAAUUCCAAGAGGAAAGAAAAGACUACAGAGGAAAGAAUGGUGAUCUAUCUGUUUGGUGGAUUAAUAGGGAUGGCUUUUGGUACUGUUGCAUUGUGGAAAACUAAGAAGGAUAGACCUCCAACACAAUUUCUAUGUCCAUGGCUUGCAGGUGGCUUCCUUAUGAGUGUUGUUUGGGUCUGUAUUAUUGCUGAAGAGUUGGUUUCUCUCCUAGUCUCCAUUGGGGUUGUAUUAGAGAUAAGCCCUUCACUUUUAGGGCUCUCUGUCCCAGCCUGGGGUAAUUCUUUGGGGGACUUGGUUGCCAAUGUGUUUGUGGCACUGCAGGAUGAGCCAGGUGGGGCCCAGGUGGCCAUAUCUGGAUCCUAUGGUGGGCCCAUCUUCAACAUCCUGGUGGGCCUGGGCCUCUCCCUUCUCCUCUCCUCAUGGGCUGCCUACCCUUGUCCCUUGGUCAUCCCAAAGGACCCCACCCUGUUUCAGACGGUGGGGUUCCUUGUUGGUGGCCUGUUGUGGGCCCUGCUGAUGUUGCCUUGCAGAGGCAUGAAGCUUGACCGGGUCUUUGGCUGUGGGCUCCUAACUAUAUAUCUUUUUUUUAUGUCUCUAAGAUUUGCAGAGUCUCUAGGGUUGCUUCAACUUCAAUAGCAAGGAGAAAUUUAGUCAAAAUUGAUGCAAUAGUUUGAUAGGCAUUCUAUUUUUGUUUUGCAAAUAUUCUGAUUUGCAAUGAAGCACUAGCGCAAAUUUUUAAAUACUCUAUUGUUAUGGGGAUUAGUGUUAUUU